AUGGGUUCUCCGGAAGCAAAACGUCGCAAACUCGAAAACGAACCAAUUGGUUGGUUCGAUUUGCCAGAAAAACCGCGAAAAAUCAUCAUUGACGCGAUGCAUCCGAAAACUCGCUGCAUUUUCACAAUUUGCUCGAAAAAGUGCGAGGAAGAGGCGAAAUUGUCGGUGAAUUUCAUGUAUGAGAUCAGUGUUGAGGGAGAGCGAAAAGAGAAGAAAUUGAAAAUCAAACAUCAGACAACUGGAUGGAAUUGUGAUUAUCAAUUGGAGUUUGUUGAGAAUAAGAAGAAGAAAAAGAAUGAUUCGAAUUCGAAUCCGAGUUUGGGGCCUCAAACCAAAGUUAUUUACAAAAAGUAAGCAAUUAGUAUUUUAGAACUUUGUAAUAAAUAUUUUUGUUCAGAGACAUUUACAAGGCAGCUGUGAAAUGGGAGAAAAUCGAAAAUGGAACACCAGAUGCUGUUAGACUCAAGUAUUUCCUCGAUUAUUUCCAAAAAUACGAGAAAUCUUUGAAAAAAUUGGAAAUUAACGACAAAAGUAUUUCACUUUCCUCAUUCAACAUCAAAAAUUGCACAAAUUUGGAGAAAAUCACCGCAAGACACGGAGAUGUAUUCAAAAGCGAUUUUAUGACUUUCGAGCAAGUUAAAACCAUCAAAGAUGUUGAUAUUUCUGGAACUCCUCUUACAAUUGAUCAAUUCAAGAAAUUAGAAGGAAAAUCAUAUGGAAUUAUGUCGGAUGAAUUCACUGAGAAGAAAUUGAAUGAUUAUUUGAGAUUAUUGAAAAAAGGAGAGAUUCAUCGAAAUAUGGAAUUUGUUUGUAUUCUUUUCGAUAAAAGAAAAAGACGUUUGAUGGAUGGAAAAGUGAUGGAAGGAUUAGAUGUUUAUGAUCAAUGGGUUAAAAGAGAUGGAAAACAUUAUAAUAAUAUGGAAUUGGAUUAUAAAAAUGAAGAGGGAAAAAAAUUGAACACUGAAGUUUUGCUUCAACAAUGUUCAAUCACAAUUCAAACUGAUCCAAAGUGA
Caenorhabditis angaria is the source of this 1013-nucleotide messenger RNA. The record is from the annotation of a GenBank genome assembly. NCBI's taxonomy places the organism in Eukaryota, Metazoa, Nematoda, Chromadorea, Rhabditida, Rhabditidae.